AUGUCACAAGUCCCUACCCAGAGAACGUCCUCAAUCCAGGAUGAGGACCGGCAUGGCUCAAAUCGUACCGAUACGUUCGUGUCAGAAGAUCAGGAGCCCGAAACGAUUGAGCAAUUCAGCGACUCUCCAUCAGCAAACCGAUCCUGGUCAGAAAGACUACGACAGCUGUCGCAAAUAGCGGAGAACACCAUCGAUCGUCGUGGUGUUGCACCAGAAGCCGAAGAUGCCCUUCAAGCGCACCUGGACGCUCUGGAGUCAAUCUUCACGAAUGCGUCGCCAGAGCUGACGAGCGAGGCCUCGACGCCUUCGCGACCGACCUCGGAGGAACCAACUGUCGCAAGAUUUACCGACUUCAAUCAAAUGAACGAUGACGAUGCGCCGUCAAUUGGUCCCGAGCAUCACCAUCUGGGUCAUGCCGCUUUAUUGACGCAAUUGACGCAUCUAUUGAGCGAGAUUACUUCGCUUAAUGAGGAGGUUGAGCGACGACGCAACGAGGCCCGCCACAUCCGCGAGAGAUUCGAAGAGAAGUGCCGCGGUCUGACUCGCGACGUUACCGAGCUAGAGGAAGAAGUACUGGAAUUACAUUCCGAUAUCAUCGAAGAUGCCAUUGAUCUAGAAUGUUUACAGGGCACGGUCAAGGGACUGCAUGAGUGGACCAACCGUACGAAGGAGGAGCAGGAAAGGAACCGCGCAUUGAGGGAUUUCUCGGCUCAAUACCACCGUACGCGGGGGUCCUGGAUGGGCCGCAAAAGCAAAGGGAAUCGGGGAGAUCGAGAUGCGGAGAUAGACCGUGAAAGGAUCCUCGACGGGAUAGCUGCAUGGAUGCGAGGUUGGAGGGAUCUCGAGGUCGAAUUUGAAGUGCGAUCGCGAGCUCGACGGAUGAGGAGAGACAAAAGGCAAGAAGAGCUCAUGAGGGCAGCGGAGAAGUCCGUGCCCGCGCGAAAUGAACAAGGUCAAUCGUUGGAGGUGGAAGACACGCGAUUGAGCCACUGA
This is a messenger RNA of Penicillium diatomitis, 993 nucleotides long. RefSeq lists its product as uncharacterized. Lineage: Eukaryota; Fungi; Ascomycota; Eurotiomycetes; Eurotiales; Aspergillaceae. The record is from RefSeq and is a predicted model, not a curated record. Bases 1 to 993 code for a protein of 330 amino acids. The transcript is spliced from 2 exons.